UCAUGCGACACACCGGUCUCCUGGUUCUCUUGAGCACAAAUGUGGUAGGAGAGGAGUUGCAUGUUAGGUUUAUACGUUCAACGUAAAUGCUCCAACUCCCAGUCUUUCGCUUUCUCUCCGGCCUGCCCAUCGCCCAUUCGAUUUGCUGUGGAAUACCGACACCACGUGCUCCCCCAAUAUUCAAUAAAAUUCAAUUUUUCUCUGAUGCAAGUGAUGAUCAUCCCGUGUACGCAACUAGUGUAACAUCAUGCAACUCCACCACGCUAAUAACCGGAGAAAAAUUAUAUUUUCGUUGAUGAUGUGAUGUGUCAUGUGUCUUAACUAAAAAUUUGACAAGUCCAUUGUAAUUUUGGUAUUUUUCAGUGGCUUGUUAUGUGGAUAUUGUUGUGAUAUGUGCAUUGAAAGUGAUUUCAAUAGAACCGGGGAUUUAUUAAUCGAUGUUUUCUGACACUUAUACACGUGUGCUCAUUUUCAACGAGGAGACAAUCCGACCAGAGGCCAUGAGAUAAAAAAAAAAACAAAUUAGGUUUUCGGGGGACUGAGACACACCUAAACCACGGGACCCUCAUAAAUUAGAAAGAUAGAAAAACAUUGGAAUAACGAAGAGUCAUCACCUUUCAAUUCCCUUGUUUCUCACACGAAAGGAAAAACUCUUUAUGUUGUACCUGUACCGCAGGCGAAAGAGAAAAUAUUGUGAUCAUGUGUUACACCACAAUUCUUUGGAAUUGCAAUUAUCCGCUACAACUUUCCGUAAUUUGGUUAAAUAUGUGAGCUGAAUGUGCCCGAUAACUUACGGAAGAAUCGAUAAUUAGUCAAAAAAAUAAUGGCGAUAUUUAUUGGAACGAUAGUUGCCGCUGCUAAGACCGGAGCUCUUCUAUUGGUCGGCAAAUUAGCUAUUCUUCCAAUACUGAUAGCCGCUAUAGCUUAUUUCAACUAUGACCUGAUGGACCCGGAGAAUCAUCCCCAUGUGACGAAAAAUCUACUUCAGCAGUACGAUUUUAUUGUAAUCGGUGGUGGAAGCGCUGGUAGUGUCAUGGCGAAUAGAUUAACCGAAAUUCCGGAGUGGAAUGUCCUCCUGAUUGAGGCUGGUGGUCAUGAAACUGAGAUAACAGAUGUUCCGAUUCUCUCAUUGUACCUUCACAAGAGUAAAAUUGAUUGGAAAUACCGCACGCAACCGCAAAAAUCAGCGUGUCAAGCAAUGGUCGAUCAGCGAUGCUGUUGGACCCGUGGGAAGGUACUUGGUGGAUCCAGUGUUCUCAAUACUAUGCUUUACAUCAGAGGUAAUCGCCGGGAUUUCGAUCAGUGGGAGAGCUUCGGAAAUCCCGGUUGGAGUUUCGAGGAUGUCCUACCGUAUUUCAAAAAAUCCGAGGAUCAACGGAAUCCCUAUCUUGCACGAGAUAAGCGAUAUCACAAUACAGGUGGUUAUUUGACCAUCCAGGACUCUCCUUACAACACUCCCCUGGGCCCGGCAUUUCUGCAAGCGGGGGAGGAAAUGGGUUAUGACAUAGUGGACGUCAAUGGUGAACAACAGACAGGUUUUGCACUCUGGCAGUAUACGAUGCGUCGUGGUACACGUUGCAGUACAGCGAAGGCCUUCAUCCGUCCAAUAAGACUCCGUCCAAAUUUCCACUUGUCCCUGUGGUCACACGUCACCCGCCUGCUGAUAGAUCCAUCGACAAAGCACACCUACGGAGUUGAAUUCAUCAGAAAUGGUCGCCGAGAGAUAGUGUACGCCUCGAAGGAGGUCAUCCUGUCAGCAGGUGCCAUAAAUUCACCUCAAUUGCUGAUGCUCUCGGGUGUUGGUGAUGCCAGGCAUCUCCAGCAAGUUGGAAUCAAGCCCAUACACGAUUCACCCGGCGUUGGACAAAAUCUUCAGGAUCACAUAGCCGUUGGAGGUGUUGCUUUCCUAAUCGAUUAUCCAAUAAGCAUAGUGAUGAAUCGCCUCGUCAAUGUCAAUUCCGCCCUUCGAUACGCAAUCACCGAGGACGGACCACUCACUUCUAGCGUUGGCCUCGAGGCAGUCGCUUUUAUCUCCACCAAAUAUGCUAAUCAAACAGACGAUUGGCCUGACAUAGAAUUCAUGUUAACGUCAUCGUCCACGUGCUCUGAUGGAGGUACACAGGUGAAAAAUGCCCACGGUCUAUCAGAUGACUUUUACAAUGAGGUAUUCGGUGAGAUCAAUAAUCGGGAUGUAUUUGGUAUAUUUCCCAUGAUGUUGAGACCACAGUCACGGGGUUUCAUAAAACUGCGAACGAAAAAUCCCCUGGAUUAUCCAUUACUCUAUCACAAUUAUCUGACCCACAAGGCCGAUGUAGAUGUACUCAGGGAAGGGGUCAAGGCUGCUGUGGCUUUCGGUCAAACAGCCACCAUGAGACGAUUUGGUGCUAGAUUUCACAGCAAACCACCACCAAAUUGCAAACAUCUGCCACUUUUUACUGAUGAUUAUUGGAAUUGUUUCAUCAGACAGUACACAAUGACUAUUUAUCACAUGAGUGGAACAACCAAAAUGGGCCCACCAACUGAUCCAAUGGCCGUUGUCGAUCCAGAAUUGAGGGUUUAUGGGGUCAGUGGACUCAGAGUUAUUGAUGCAUCGAUUAUGCCUACUAUCACUAAUGGAAAUAUCAAUGCAGCUGUCAUCAUGAUUGCGGAGAAGGGGGCGGAUUUGGUUAAGGCCCAGUGGUUGAGAAGAUGGAAGAGAGAUAAUGGAACGAUUAAUCCUAGAUGAUUUUUUAUUGUGAAUAUGAUUGACGAGAAUGAGAUAAAUAUCGUAGACAAAUGCAUUAAGAGGCUUCAUUGGGAAUUUAGUUGGUGUUUUCUUGAUUUAAAAAAAAAAAACGAAACAAACCAAUGAAAAUUUUCAUUGAGUUUUGAUAUUUUUUUUUUGUAAAUUUUUAUUGAAAUUUCUUUUGAAAUUUGUAAUGUUUAAGUGAAUGAAAUUGUAUAGAGAAAAAGUUUAGAGAAGUUGACACUCAUGACUUUAGUUUAAUACGUAAUAAUUUUCUAUUGAUUUUUUUUAUAAAAACAAAAAACACAAAAAAAAAACGAAUAGAAUUUCUUAUUGAACUCUUUCAUCCAUGGUGAAAUUUCAUCGUGACAUGAUUCCGACAGUGCCAAUGGACUUCAUGAGGCAUUACCUAAACGUUUAUAAAUUAAUUUCUAAAUAUUGUUCUACGUCAGAGAUUUAAUUCCGAUAAAAUUGAUUAAAUUGACGGGAGGCAUUUAUUCAGAUAUGAUUCAGAGAAUAUACUCUCGAUGAGAGAUAAAUAAAAAUACCACUUUGAAGUCAUCAAACCGGAAACAGUCGACAUUCAUUAAUUCAAAAGAGAAGGAGAAAUCCUAUGAACUCACUGCAUUCCGUAAUAAUUCAUUAGAGAAAUUCCCGUAUCGAUUAAUAUCGUCCAGGUUGGCUUCAGGUAUCGGUGAAGUGGUUUAGAAAUUGGCGGAAAAAAUACUAUAGUGUAAUACUUGAGAGAAAAUUUGUAAUCGCAUUUUGUUAUUUAAUACUCUCAUGAGACGAAGGAUGGAAUGAGUACAAAAUGUAGUUUAACGCAGGAAGAGAAAUAUUCAGUAAAAAUAACGGUAUCAUUCACGUAACUCGCGAUAAGAAAUCAUUUUCUCAUUUUUGAAUGAAUGGAACAGAAGAAAAUUGUCAUUCAAUUCAUUUUUACAUCUCCCUCCUCUUUCCGGUAUUGAAUUUCGAAACGUCAUUUUCACGUUUUUUAUGGCGAUUUUAUUGAAUGUUUCUCUCGAUGGGUGCGAAGGGGAUAGAUUAAAUAAUCGCUUCGAUUUGUGAGAAAUGAGGGGAUCAACAAGCGGAGCGCAAUUGCUCAAUGAAACCAAGUAAAUAGGUAAGGACAUUUAUUUUGAUUAUUCAUGUAGUGGAACUAAUUCUGUCAGUGUUUUCCUACACUUGCCACAUACCUCCUAUACCAACAGCAAAAUUUCUCAAUGAGUUGAUGACACUGAUAUACAUGUAUGAAUCGAUUGACAAUAUUUUAUGGUGUAUUCGUUCACCAAUUGUGACAGUUUACCGUAACUAUUGCACAAUGUUCUGUUGUAAAUAUAAGGAAAAUUGGGUGUUAAUAAAUGCGAGGUGAAAGAUGAAUGAAGGCGUCUUGUUUGUCCUUUUGAAAUAAAUAUAUCCCAUGUGAUUAAUUUUACGUACGUCUAACUACAGUCGUUCUGGACACCACACGAUCCACAAAAGAAAGUUCAUUCUUCCGAGAGAUGAAUUACGUAAGGAGAAGGCAUGCUAAAUCAAAAUUUUGAUCCUUCUAACACAUCAGGAUUGAGAUAUCUCGUUAGUUCCAAUUAUCUGGGACAUUUUUGUUACUUAAUUCUCUCAGAAAAAUCCCAUGACAGGUUUGUAAAAUAUUCUACAACCGCUCAUUUCCCUCUGGGAGUAGGGAAGCCACCAUUUUUAUGGAAUAUUGCUCUCUAAUGUGUCGGUCCAUUCCAUGGGGUCUAAAUGAUUUAAUUAGACGAUUGUAUCGUUUGAUUUUGUAGAUAAACAUAUAGACAGUUGUGUAUGGGGUAGGUCAAGGAGAAAGAAAACUGUUGUAUUCUAGAAUUGUAUUCAGAAUUUGUUGUA
This is a messenger RNA of Diachasmimorpha longicaudata, 4591 nucleotides long. Its product is annotated as glucose dehydrogenase [FAD, quinone]. The record is from RefSeq and is a predicted model, not a curated record. NCBI's taxonomy places the organism in Eukaryota, Metazoa, Arthropoda, Insecta, Hymenoptera, Braconidae. Gene Ontology annotation, molecular function: flavin adenine dinucleotide binding; oxidoreductase activity, acting on CH-OH group of donors. Bases 824 to 2725 code for a protein of 633 amino acids. The transcript has 4 exons.